Molecule: messenger RNA, 6371 nt
Organism: Caenorhabditis auriculariae
Lineage: Eukaryota; Metazoa; Nematoda; Chromadorea; Rhabditida; Rhabditidae
Source: the annotation of a GenBank genome assembly
AUGGCUCGAAGCGUUGCGGUUUUUCGGAUUUUCCGCAAGUCGUUUCAGGUCGGCCGCAGGCACAAGCCAUUCCGCGUUUAUUUUUAUUCUUUGAAAAAGAAAUUUUUCAGAUCAACUUGGAUAAUUUUCCAGCAAUGACUUCCUGGCUCCCACAGACGUUAUUCAAGUUCCAGGUUUCUUUUUUUUUUUCAAAUAUGGUCGCAUUUGGAAUGGCUCGUCCCAUUUUUUAAUGACUGAAUUUGAUUGUUAGUGAUGUCAAUGAUUCCGCUACUGGAAAACUUAAAAAAAAAUGGAAAAACUUUAGAAAAUUGCGAAAAAAAACCGUACGCCCCGAGCCAUUCCAAACGCGUCCAGAGAACUCCAUUUUGUCAUUUUGAACCUUCAGAAUAUCGCCAGAACAUCUAGAGCCAAUCUGUACGUUGGUUCGAAUGUCAAACUGCGAAAAGAGCUCUCUGGAAGCCUUUUGGGCGGUGUGAAUGUGAGUUUUUUGAAUUUUUCCGAUGAAAUCAGAAGAAAAAUCGAGAAAAAUAAGAAAAAGAAUGAAAAUCUCAUUAAAAAUGGAUCACUCCGUGUUAUCCGAUCCAAUUAGAAGGGAUAUCUCCAAAUCUGGCGCCAGGAACCGCAUCAGCGUUCGUGGUGUAAUGGUCAGCAUGGAUGCCUUCCAAGCAUUCGACGGGGGUUCGAUUCCCCCCGAACGCAGAAACAUUUUUGCCAUUUUUCUAGUCAGUGGAUAUUAUUCUUUUGAGGUUCAUCUUGCUUGUGAGAAGUUUCUUGCGGUUUUUAAGAGACUUUCAAAAAGUGCGACCGUUUCAAGUCAACACGAAACCAUUUUGAACGUUUUUAGGAGUGCGAAAACUUAUUUAUUCUUUUGAAAGGCCAAAUUUUUGAAUAUUUGGUUUCUUGAUUUUAAUAUGACACAGCAUUAUAUUAUGACAUUCAAUCAUCAAAAAUUCGAGCCUUUAUCGGUGAGAAAGGGAUCAAUUUAGCCAUUUUACUCAAUAUCAGGGAAAAAUUUUUCGCCUUGAUCAGCGAAAAAAAUGGUCCUGGAAGAAGAUUGUUUCGUUUAUUUAAUUUCAAAAUUGCAUUUUUUGUUCAAAAUGAUUCCGCCAAAUAUACAUAAUUGUGUCCUACAACACGAUUUUACGACCGAAAUUUAUAUUUCGCGUAUUUCGCGACAUCUUUUAAAACGAAUAACGGGAUCAUUUCAAUUCACAUCGAGCAAGGUAUAGCUGAUUCACGGCUGACUUGAGCCAUCUAAAAAAGGGUCCUGACACGAUAAUGCACGAGACAGUGCAUGACUCGUGGAGAGCGCAGACAGGCCACGCCCCUUAGCGUGCCAAGUUAGCCGUGACUCGGGCAUACAAGUUCAUUCAUCCCCUAGAGGAUCCCAAAAUUAGAGAGCAGCUCACCGGCCCCUUCACCUUUUAUUUAAGGCUUCAAAACCAUCGGACCAAUCGGAAAAAUUUGAGCCGCCACUCUUUUCCACGCCGCUGCGUUUCGGUCCGACAGUCGGGGCCAGGCGAACAUUGCUCCGGAACGUUCAAAAUAUACCAAAAAUUGUUUGCGUCCCUUGCGGCGUUGCUACCGACGCGCAGCGGCUUGCGCGCCGUCAUAUCAUAUUAUCGAUUUUCGCUGGAGCGCGUUCGCUCAUUGUUUCAAAGUCAGCAUUUUCAUUUUUUCGUCAUUUUUUUACUUUUAAAAUCAUUCUAUAUAUAGUGCGUUCCGCGCGUGACGAUCACGUUUUAAAAGCACAGAAAAAAUUGAUCGCAAAUACAAAUUUUUGCUCUACUAAAUUGCUGAAAAGACAGCAAAUAACAAAAGUAAGAUACUCUUUUUGAUUUUGAUCUACUCCGGUUUACGUUUUUUUUUGGCGGAAAAAAAAACGUGAAAAGCUGGCGCGGAAUGGGCUAUAAAUGUCUUUAUUUCUGGUGAUUUUUAGGACAUCUCGCUCGAAUUUAGCACUUUUUCAAGUAGGAAAAAUGAAAGAUUUACUCAAAAAAAUUUAUUAUGCAUUUUUUUAUCAUUUCACUCGACUCAGUUAUUUGUUCAUGAAGUAUAUAAUCAUCGUAAAAAAAUUUCUAGAUUUUUUUAACUAGAAAAAUUAAAUUUUUUCUUUUUUUAUUUUUUUAAAAAAAGCUCAAAGGGUUUCUGCUCGACUUUUUUUCAAACUAAAUCAUGUUCAGAAUAAGUUUUUUUAACAACGAAAAGGAUUUUGAAACGUUUUUCAUUUAAAAUUUUGUCACUUCUUUUGAAGUUUAUCAGGUUUUAUUUUUGUUCUAAUUUUUAGGCAGUUCUCAAUAAUUAAUUUCUCUUCGAUCAUUCAUUUAUAUGUCUCAAGUUGAGUUUUCGUUAAAUCGCAAACCGCUACUCCCUGACGUCAUUUCAUGACACCAUUCGUAACACAAGAAAUAAGCGUAAUCGAAAUAUUUAUUUUAUUCACGUGAACAUGAUUCAGCAGAUUAUUAUUAUCUCAUUUCAUCACGUCGACUGGUCGGUCUCUUUGCCGCUCUCGCAUGGGAUAAUAUUCCGACGCCCGUCAGCCCUGGACAAGCUGGGCGCUGUACUGUUCCAACAUGGUGAAGCAGUUUAUUCGCUGGUACUACCAACGGGCCAACAUUAUUUCCCAACGCUAGCUGUCACUCCGGGACGUAUUGGACAACGAUUGUGGACCGUCACCCGCGCCGACGACUAACUCUUCGAUUAUACCAUGAUUCAGCAGAGAUUUUCUUCAACUUACUCUGAAGACUGAAUAAAUUGAUAUGAAUUGAAAUUGAGAUUAAAAAAAUUGAAGAAUGGGAGGAGCCUGAAUUGCGCCUUUGCAUUAAAACUGCGCCUACAGGUUCAUUCAUUACUUAAGAAAAUAGGCUUAGUUUUAAGGCUUCACACGGAGGCGGAGCGCGCAUAGCGCGAAGCCGACUGUGGCUCGCUUCGAAAAAACUGAGCCACAGUAAAAAAUUCGUCAAAUAAAUGAAAUACUUGACAUAAAAGGCAUUUAGUUUCAAAAAGUGGACACUAAUAACACUAUCAGGUCACUCUAAACGAUUUGCAAACUUGAUACGCGUAGCGAAAAAAUCUGCAAAAUGUAUUUCCCAAAAAAAAAAGAAAAAAAUUAAAGGAGCACACUGUGCGUAGGCGUGGGCCUCGACGCCUCGGAUUAUUCCAAACCUUUAAAAGGUUUCUAAAAAAAGUAAGAAAAUAGAAGAAUAAAAAGUUUCCAAUCAAAAAGGGGAUUUUUCAAGUGUGUUAUCUUUCUGUUUCUCAUGUGACCGGAAAAAGUUUUCACGUCGAAUCUAAUUUUAUAAAUUGGAACGUAAAAAAAUGAAUAAAAUGAUAUGGCUGCGUGCGCAAGUUUUUGCAAAUGAAGAUGAUGUCAUAGGGAUGACGUCAGGGAGUAGCGGUUUACGAUUUAACGGGAAGUCUCAAGUUGAUGUAUUUUUACAGGUAAUCGCAGUUCACGGCGACAAAAACACCCAUUUGGUGACGAAAGUCCUGGCCGACCAUGGGGCCAAUGUCCGGCAUUUCGAUAUUAAAGUUUUCCAUCAUAAGUAUUGAUUUUAUCGAUUCUCUUGAUUUGAGGGCGUUUCGACUCAAAAAUAUACGGCUCCGGAACGAGAAAUCGACCUGAAAAAAUCGGAUGACCUGGUGUAUUUGGAAAAUGUUAUAAGGUUGGUUUUGAGCUGAAAAAUGGUGGAAAAUUCAUAUUUUGAGUCUGGUUUGGUACCAUUUUUUGCUUUAAACAGGCUCAGGAAGGAUUUUUGGCGAUAUUUUGCGCUUCAGAAUCUUCCAGCACCUUUAAACGGCCUUUUGAAAUUUUUUUUUCAAAAUUGGAACUUCUAAAUCUCGAAAAGUUCUAUCAACAGCUUUUGAAGGUUUUUUUUUGAUCAUGUAUGAUUUAAAUCAUCUUUUUCAUACAAAACGCAAAAAAACGCGAUGUCGCCAUGUGUUUGAGAUCCAAUUAGAAGGGAUAUCUCCAAAUCUGGCGCCAGGAAGCACAUCAGCGUUCGUGGUGUAAUGGUCAGCAUGGAUGCCUUCCAAGCAUUCGACGGGGGUUCGAUUCCCCCCGAACGCAGAACCUUUUUUGCCAUUUUUCUAGUCAGCGGAUAUUAUGUUUUUGACAUUCAUCUUGCUUAUUAGAAGUUUCCUGCGGUUUUCAAGACUCUUUAAAGUGCGACCGUUUCAAAUUAACACGAAAAUUCAACUUUCAGACAACAGAAACUCGUAAAAUUAGGAUUCUACUUUUUUUCAGCGAGUUUUUCUGAAAUGAAAUUUGUUCAGGAAAGCCGACGUUUUUGUCGAUGGCCUCCAAAAAGGCGGAUUAUUGGAGAAGGCGGCCGCUAGAAACAGCCAACUGAUCGUGGCUCGGUGUGAUUGUUAGUUUUGAGUUUGUAAAUGAAAAAUGGGUACUUAGGGUAGGGACCGCAAGGCCACACCCCCUCGCUGACCAAAAAACGUCGUAUAUUUCGUUGCAUUUUUGACAUUUCAUUGUUGUUUAUGCAGUUUCCCUGAACCGUUUUGGGGAAAAAAAAUUGAGGGAAACAUACAAUCGGCUAUCCUCUACAAUUCUACAUAGGAGAAAUAGCUGUAAAUAAAAAAAGAAUCGGUUAAAAUUACGUUUUUUCGCGACGCCUUUGUGCGAAAAAGUGGAAAAACGUUGAAUACUUACAAUCCCGCUCUUAGGCAAGUUAUUUUUUUCUUAUUUUUGCUAAGCAUGUAAAAAAAUACACCAUAUAAGUAAAAAAAUAAAAAAAUAUUCCUGCUUGUGCUUUCAAAUAUCGAAGCGUCGGAAAAAAACGCAACUUUCGAAAUUCGGUAACUUUGGCAUUUUUCCGCGAAACAUCGUAAAAAAAUUUUUUUGAACUGUUCUCUAUGAAUUUUUAGAACAUUUUUAAAAAAAUAAAAAAACAAAACUUUUAUUGCAACCUUAAUUUUUAAAAAAAUAAGUUUUGAUUUUUUUGAUUUUUUUCUGAAACACUUGGGAAAGUGUUUUUACCAGCCAGUAGGAAAAUUAUUUUUUUCUUAUUUUUGAUUUGAAUUACUUUUUUUCUUCAACAUAGUCAAAAAAAUGAAAAAAAUCCUGCUUGUGCUUUCAAAAUUUGAUUCAUUCGAACAAUAAAAACAGCAUCCUGCAUUUGCGCGUUGGCGAAAUUGUGCAUUCACCGACCCACGAAAAUUCCGAAUUCGCGAUGUUUUCAAAGCAAGCGUAAAACUUUUUUGAAAUGAGUCAAAACGUUCAGUAAUGUAAUUCGGAAAACAAAAUAGAACUUCACAUGCUUUUCCGGAACAAAAAAAUUAUUUUAGUCUCGCCAAACUCCCACUAUCCGGAUUCCACUGGAAAACACGUUCAAAGUCGGGAAAUUCACCUGAAUAGUACUUAAAUGUGGAUUUUAAUGAGUUGAGCGCAUUUAAAAGUACUGUAUUGCUACAAGAAUGGUUAUAAAAGUCAUCAAUAAUUAAUUUGUUUGUGUUUCUAUAGGUUCACAACCUUUUAUCGGUUCCGAAUUCUGUAUCGAAUCUUUUUUCAGGGAGAAUUUGCGUUUAUCCGUGCUUCCUAGUGAUAUUCUAUCAGUUUUGAACAUCAGAAGCAUUGAAAACUCCGUAAAUAUUAAUUUUGCUUUUAUAGCCGCUGAAAAUCGUUCAAAUUAUUCUUUUUCAGUGUUUAUUUUUGCUGGUCCUCAUCUUUUGACAUUGUUCUAUCAUUUCCAAUAAUGAAAAACCAUCAUUACUGUGUUUUAGUGCGAAAAAAAUUAACAAGAAAGUUUUUCUGUAAUUUUUUUACUGCUCUUUGAGAGCGCGCCGCACCCUUGCAACGCCCACUUUUUUCGCGACCUCGACCAAAUUUUCUACAGAGAAUUGAAAUCGCGAAACGCGCGCUUUAAUAGCUGUAACUUCUUUCAGAGUCGAUCUUUUUGCAAGAUCUCUUUUUUUAAAAGUUGUCAGGACUAUGGGCUACACGGCCAUAUGAAAAUCAUUUAAAUUUAAUGGUUUCUAGAAAACUGCCUGCGGUCCCUAACUUAGGGGCCUGAAAAAACCUUUUUGAGCCAUGUUUCGAGGCAGAAAAGUCGUUUUUUUUAUGUGAAACAGUCGAAAAAUUCACAUUUUCUUCGAUAUUUCUGUGUAAUAAUUCAGGUAAUGAUCCUUUCUCGGCCUUAUCUGCCGUCUCAUCCAUCGCCAUGGCUUUGUAUUCCAAGGAAAAGCGAUCAGUUGGGCAGGUAAUUCCCAAUUUUCAUUUUUUAAAACAGCGACGUUCAACACUAUAUAAUUGCCAAAGCUUCAAAUUUUUCUAAAAAUCGAAGAAAAAAGGUUUUUUCCAGCACCUGGUCAUCGAAGACAAGAUGGACUACUGGAAGGAGCUCAAUGAUUCGUUCAGAUGA